Molecule: messenger RNA, 597 nt
Organism: Botrytis sinoallii
Lineage: Eukaryota; Fungi; Ascomycota; Leotiomycetes; Helotiales; Sclerotiniaceae
Exons: 1
Coding region: 1-597 (198 amino acids)
Source: RefSeq, a predicted model, not a curated record
AUGACGCCCCUCACAUUCCUUGACCUCCCAGGAGAAAUUCGUAAUCACAUCUACCAAUUACUCCUCAUCAUCCCAUCCAUAUCAAUACCCCGUCGUCUAGGAAGUGAUCCACAUAUAUAUCCACAAAUUCUAUCCGUCUGUCGAAGAGUCCAUGAUGAAGCCGAACAAAUCCUCUACGGUAGCAAUGUCUUCAUAGCACAUCCCAAUCUUCUUACGGGACUACCGCGCUUGCGUUGGAAAUAUGAUACUAUCAGCUCCUCCAGAUUGAUAUCUAAUAUCAAAAAAUACUAUAUAAUUGUUCGACUGGAUUGCGAUCCGAAUUUCUCUGCAAAGAAAGCAGAAGAAGCUUUUAGCGAGGUGGAUGAAUUGACAAUAAGGGUUGAACAAUCUACGUUUAGGGGUUCAGAUUAUAAGGUUCUGAGACUCUUUGAGGGUGUGCGAGGAGUGAAGAGAGUAAGGAUUUAUGGGAGCGUAACUGGUUUUCCUGCAUAUGUUGAAUGGUUGCAGGGAGUCAUGAUGACGCCAAAGAAAGUUGAUGUUGCACCGUUUCAAAGCCAGAAGAGUAAUGUCAUCGGCGAGCCUUGGGAUGGAAGUUGA